Chanos chanos (milkfish) is the source of this 1317-nucleotide messenger RNA. RefSeq names its product thioredoxin related transmembrane protein 3a (gene tmx3a). Lineage: Eukaryota; Metazoa; Chordata; Actinopteri; Gonorynchiformes; Chanidae. The transcript is spliced from 16 exons. The record is from RefSeq and is a predicted model, not a curated record. Gene Ontology annotation, cellular component: endoplasmic reticulum; cell surface. Bases 1 to 1317 code for a protein of 438 amino acids.
AUGGCAAGAAUUAGACACUUCGUCCUGAAAGUGUUUCUGUUGAACAUUACGGUAGUGGCAGCAUAUGUUGAAGAACUCGAUGGCACGUUUAAGGAGACCAGGCUGAAUGAGCCGUGGCUAGUUGAAUUCUAUGCUCCUUGGUGUGAUUAUUGCAAAGUGUUCGAGUCGGUAUGGUACGAAGUGGGUGCGGAGUUGAAAAGUUUGGGCUCUCCGGUGAACGUGGGCAAGAUUGACACCACAGUCCAUAAUAAUGUUGCUUCAGAGUUUGGUAUCCGUGGGUAUCCUACAAUAAAACUAUUCAAGGGUGACCAAUCCUUUGACUACAAAGGUCCCAGAACAAAGGAUGCCAUCAUUGACUUCACCAACAGAGUGGCUGGACCCAUUGUCAGGCCACUCACCAGCCCACAUUUGUUCCAGCAUGUCAUGAGUCGUCAUGACCUCUUUUUUGUCUACAUCGGCGGAGAAUCUUCUCUCAAGGAGGAGUACCUCAAAGUGGCAGCCGAAUAUAUAGUUUACAUCCAUUUUUUCUCUGCCCCUGAAAAUAUUCUACCAAAGGCAGUUACUCUUCAAGGUGUGCCUACUGUAGCAGUAUUUAAGGAUGGAACAUACUACUUGUACAGUGAAUAUGAGGAUGGUGAUCUCUCCGCCUGGGUAAACCGAGAGCGUUUCCUUGGUUAUCAGCAGAUGGAUAGCUUCACUCUUUAUCACAUGGGGGAAACAAGUAAACUUGUAGCACUAGCUGUUGUAGAUGAGAUGAAUCCGUCUGAAGAGAGUAUUCGUUAUAAGACUCUGAUGGAAAGAAUUGCAACAGAAUACAGAAACCAUUACAACAGAGAAUUCCAGUUUGGAUACAUGAAUGGGAAUGCCUACAUCAAUGGUUUAGUGAUGGGUGAGGUUUUGAUGCCCUCCAUCAUUGCUUUAAACCUCUCCAAUGAUGGAUACUAUCUGCCAAAGCAACAGAUUGAGACCUUGGAGGAUCUGGUUCAGUUCCUUGAUAGUAUUCUGGAUGGAACAGCUCAGUUGCUUGGAGGGAAUGGAUUCUUUCAACAGAUCCAUAGAACUGUUUACAAUGCAAAGAGCACUUUAAUGUCAAUGUUCCAGAAUGCUCCGGGCUUUGUUUGCCUGCUGCUCAGCCUGCCCCUGGGUCUUGUGGUUUUUGUGUUAUAUGGCAUCUGCACGGCAGUGCCAGACGACAGCUCACAGAGUGACUCUUCGCCGCUCCUGUUACAGAGUCACUCUGAGGACACACAGGGGGCGACGUCUGCGGAGCAGAAGGCUGAGGAGCAAAAGAGCUCAGAGGCCAAGAAAGAGGAUUAA